AUGGACGGCUUCGACCCCCUCGCAAUGCCUUAUAUGCACAGUCCGAUGCCCUUUUCGGGCGGGAACCUACAAAACCUCGAUUACAUGAGUGUGCCUUCGGUGAUGGACCUGCAAGAUCAAUACUCCAACUUUGACUCGGAGCCAUAUAUGAGUGGUGAUGAGCUGAGUUUCGUGCCUUCCGCAAGCAUUCAACAUCCCGCACUACUCAAGCGCUACUCUUCUGGGUUUGACGAUCCAUUCGCCGACGGUACAAUGGCUCAAUUCGACCAGCCUCACACAGACGGCGUGCCCGAGAGUCCGUCGAUAGACCGCGAUAGUAAAUACUUGAGCUUUUCCAUGCCGCAGUAUAAUUUUACCCUGUUGGACGACUCUUUUCGACGCUCGUCGGUCAAUAUCAAUGCCCAACUCCACGGGAUGUUCUUUUUGGCCGAGUCGCAAUGGCCAGUCACACCCGACACCCCACCUCCUCCGCCAGAGCUCACAUGUUAUCGACGGAAUCUUUUCCAGAUCACAGGCUCAGUUACACUGCCUAGAAACCUGAGAUAUGUCUUCACCGAUGAUGGCUCUCGAAUACCUAUUUACGAAUUGGAAUUGGCAGUGUCGGCGACAGAGUCAGUGGAGGGCAACGCAGUCAAGAUCAUCUCAGUCCCUUGGAAAACGCCGGCCAACGGAGAAGCCGCCAAACCCGAAGAUAAACUCGAAAAGGAGCCCGCCACCAUCCCACUUGACAAGAUGUCUGGGCAGGAUUUGGAUACUGACUUUACAACAUUUCCCAUCCAGUGGAAGAGACUCCAGUUCCGGAUAGCCACGGCCAACAAUGGCCGUCGUAAGGAACUACAACAGCAUUUCACGUUACACCUGAAGAUCAUGGCAUCACUGUCAACAGGUGGAAAGAUUUCCAUCGCGGAAGCUCAUUCAGGAGCGGUUAUAGUUCGCGGGAGAAGUCCUCGAAAUUUCGCCGCCCGAAAAGAUUUGCCCUUGAGCAGCAGUUCAACUGCUAGGAAACACCUUCCCUCAGCCUCUCGACAAUCCAACAGCCAAACAUCUGUUCCACAGAUCACUUCAGCGCCAAAGGUCAAGACUCCUCCAGAAGACGUACCACCAGUCACACUAUCCUAUGACAACCUCGAUUUUAAGUCAGGCGAUGACACCUGGAUGUCGCUACGCAGCGAGGCAUUAGUCGCCGAAGCUCUAUUGGCACCCUCAUACUCGGCCUCGAUGAACCCCCCUCAGCUUGUCCCGACGUUUUCCCACGAUAGCACUCCCGACCUCGGCACACCAGGGACAUUUCCCUUUACAUUUUCGCAAGAAAUGCCCACAACUACAGCGCCUAUGAGCCUCCAUUUUGGCAGCGACGAUGAGGGGGGUGGAAGCCCUUACCCGCAGCAACAAAGCUCAAGGCACUCGUCACGGCCUCCGACCUCGAAUCCCUCCCCAUCACUGCACAACAAAGGCCAGGCCGGUCCUUAUAACACCACCUCACCGGGCCAGAUGGCCCAUCAAUCUGUACAGCGGCCCAGACUACACGCGCACCAAGUGUCUGUCACGAGUGUCCCAAGCUCAACAGGCCCCAUGGGACAAGGAUCAAUGCCCGCCAUGGUACCAGGCCAGCAAAGGCCAGAGCUCAACGCUACAAAAUCCGGACUGCCAUUCCAGCCUGAUGGCGAAAGCGCGGAUCAGCUCUACGAGUACUUCCCGCUGGGGCUGGACGAUUGGAUGCCCCCUGUUGACGCGGUGUUUCGACCACAUGUCGUGCACCAUAGUGGACCAUUACCGCCAGAUCCUAGAUCACCGUCAGGCAGACAUACGAGUAAACGUUAUUUCUCGGAGGUGGCUUGA
Molecule: messenger RNA, 1839 nt
Organism: Exophiala viscosa
Lineage: Eukaryota; Fungi; Ascomycota; Eurotiomycetes; Chaetothyriales; Herpotrichiellaceae
Product: acid phosphatase
Exons: 2
Coding region: 1-1839 (612 amino acids)
Biological process (GO): meiotic cell cycle; positive regulation of transcription by RNA polymerase II
Cellular component (GO): nuclear chromosome
Molecular function (GO): DNA-binding transcription factor activity; DNA binding
Source: RefSeq, a predicted model, not a curated record